AUGUCGAAUAAACUCUACAUUCCUCGAAUCGAGUCACAAUCUCGAGGUCCGACGUGGAUUGGCUGGACCGAAAGCCGAGCACACCCGAUGGUUUCGUCUCACGAUCCCACCUACAUUGCACUGUUUCACCUGGCACAUUGCAAGAUCGCCACUCGUUUGCUUGAGGGGACCGGGAUUUAAUUGGUUGUCCGCCAUUUCGUUUCGCUGCUCUUGCGACCUCGAAGGUCCGCCCGAGAAAUUGCGUCAGCAAAAUAACCGUACUGGUGGAUAUACUGUACAAAAUAAAGGAUGUCAUCGCCGUCACUGCCCCAGCACUUCCUGUCGUUGCCACGUCCGGACGCUGCUUCCGGACCGCCUACUGGAGUUCCAGACACAACGACAGUCGCGGCGCACGAUUUCGACGUUGAUGCGCGGACGGGCUUUAUGCCCCCGCAGCAACCCCUUACACGGCUUCCUGAGCAAUGGGCAGCUUGGGAGGAGGCGCUUGAAGAGGCAAUUGCGAAAGGGCUGAAGCUCGGUAGUGCAAGAGACCUGACAACUGAAGACGAGCUUGUGAAUGAGGAUUGGCGAGAACGAGUAAGAGAGCUUCCCGUACUUUCAGCAACAGAACUGAAGGCUUCAGAAACAUUGCUGAGACGUGCACACCUUGUAUUGGCUUGGAUUAUGCAUUUCUAUAUCAAUACGCUUCCUUCCACUGCCCCAAUUAUCAUACCCCGACCAAUUUCACUUCCCCUCCUCGAAGUCUCAAGUUACAUGGCUCUCCCACCAAUCCUCACGUAUUCCGAUGAUGUCUUGUACAAUUGGAAGAUCAAAGAUGUCCCAGACGGUCAAUCUCCGCUACCGACGAUGCACAACAUCGCCAUUCAGACGACGUUCUCGUCUUCUCGGUCGGAGGAACACUUCUACCUCGUUCCUGCAUAUAUCGAACUUCGAGGCGCUGUUGCACUGUCGCUUAUGUCGUUAAUCAUGGACGAAGCUUUCGUUCAUGAUGACCUUGCACUUCGACGUAUUAUUCGAUAUCUGCAACACCUCGCUCGAGUUAUAGACGGUUUGACCGAGAUAUUAAUGACUAUGCGGGAUGAAUGCGAUCCAGAGGUAUUCUAUCACGAGGUGAGACCAUGGUUCAAGGGACAGGACUCAAUGCAUGGUGGACGUAAGUGGGUAUUCGAAGGUGUUGGUGAUGAAGGAUACGAGCAUUUGACGCAUCCGACGGAGUACGACCUACAUGGACCCAGUGCGGGGCAGAGCAGUCUUAUUCACGCCAUCGAUAUUUUCGUCGGAGUCGGUAGCGCCUCUCCUUCCGGUACAGACACAGACUCGGAGCAAGCUCAUGACGGGAAGGGGAAGAACCGUGACUCCUUCCUAGCUCGCAUGCAGAACUACAUGCCCCGCCACCACCGCGCCUUCCUCCGUCAUCUCGCAGCAAACCCACGACCUCUCCGAGCACUUGUUGAAGCCGAAACAAUAGUGGGACGUAACCCAGAACUCCUUGCUGCCUACAAUGCUGCUGUUAAAGCGUUACGUACAUUCCGUGAUGCACACUUACGGAUCGUUGCAAUGUACAUUGUAGGUCCGUCUAGACGUGUUGAAGCAGGAGAGCGAUCUGUUAACCCUGCAAAGAGGGCCGAGGUGUCUGCUACCGUUGCUGGCGUCAGUGCAACUUCGCACCCUUCGGUGGAGGAAGCAGCGAGCUCUGCAGAGAAGGGGACAGGCGGGACGAACGCAAUGACUUUCUUGAAAGGAGUUCGGAAUCGGACUGCUCGUGCUAUUAUAGAGAAGGAAUAAGGAUAUUGUUAUUAAUGAAGUGAAGAAACAGGUCAAAAAUGGUUAAUGGUUAAUGGUUAUGGAAUACAAUCGAGCAAGCUUUUCUUUAUUAGAUAUGUACUCUUCAUUAUAGGCAAUCCAGGACUUGAUAAAUC
Molecule: messenger RNA, 1919 nt
Organism: Fomitiporia mediterranea MF3/22
Lineage: Eukaryota; Fungi; Basidiomycota; Agaricomycetes; Hymenochaetales; Hymenochaetaceae
Product: Indoleamine 2,3-dioxygenase
Exons: 5
Coding region: 289-1785 (498 amino acids)
Biological process (GO): 'de novo' NAD+ biosynthetic process from L-tryptophan
Cellular component (GO): cytoplasm
Molecular function (GO): heme binding; metal ion binding; indoleamine 2,3-dioxygenase activity
Source: RefSeq, a predicted model, not a curated record